ACUCGUGUUACUUUUCUUUCCCUGUAACCUAACUAUCGCUGGUCUCUUUUUGCAAUGUCAGGGCUUAACAUAACACUUGGCUAUUUCAUCAGUGUGGUGGUAAUAUGUGGUUUAGCCAAAACUCUAGUGACACGAUGGAGGCCACGAUGGAGCUUUCUGUCUGAGUUUAUCGCAGCUUUCGCCCUUGCAGCAUGCCGGCUGGAAGUGCAAACUAUUUCUGAGAUUGGUCAGUGGGCUGGAGGCCUGGGCCAAGAUGUUACCCUUACCAUGCUUUUUCUUGCCUUAACUGUUCAUGGAAUCAUCAUGCAAGAAGCCACCGGAAAUCCUUCAGUUACUCUAAUGGGGUUCUUACAGAAGGAGACAGGAGCAGUAUCCUCAUUUCUUAGCAUAGCAGGUCAGCUCGGAGGUGCCCAGCUUGCCUUGCUCUUUGCCGGGUGGUAUUGGGCGAUGGAGCUCACGGACAUGCAUAUGAUCAAGGUCAUGAUGAUGACUCAGUGCAGUUCAUCGCUGAAUGUGUCCCUGAUGCAAGGGACUAUCACAGAGGUUGUAAGUGCACUGUUUUAUCACCUUGUGUACCUUAGCCUCCGCCACAGGUUUCUCAUCCGGAUUCCCAUCCUCGCCCUGCUGCUUACCUUCCUCUAUUACACAGGAAACAGCUACACGUCUGCAUAUGUGAACCCAUCACUUGCUUAUGCACUUACGUUCAAAUGUCCUGGACACGCCUUCUGGGAAUAUGCCGUAGUCUACUGGCUUGGGCCCCUUAUUGGCAUGACCAUUGCCUUGCUUCUCUACAUGGGUAACAUCCCUUUGCUUUUCACCAAGAACCUGCUUUUCUCAAAAAAGGCACGUGUUCGUCUUCCAAAAAGAAAAACAACUGAAGAGAAAAGUUCAUGAGACACUGUGCAUUAACUUUAAAAUAAACAUUUACUCCAAAA
This is a messenger RNA of Clarias gariepinus (North African catfish), 935 nucleotides long. RefSeq names its product aquaporin 12 (gene aqp12). The record is from RefSeq and is a predicted model, not a curated record. Gene Ontology annotation, biological process: transmembrane transport. Gene Ontology annotation, cellular component: cytoplasm; membrane. The transcript is spliced from 3 exons. NCBI's taxonomy places the organism in Eukaryota, Metazoa, Chordata, Actinopteri, Siluriformes, Clariidae. The coding region runs from base 55 to 894 and encodes 279 amino acids. Gene Ontology annotation, molecular function: channel activity.